AGCAGAUAAGUAGCUCCUAGGACGUUACAAAUAACCUAACCGGAACAUCAUUGCAGUGUCUUGACAGAGAGGAGACAUUUGUCAUUGGGCUCCAGAAUGAAUCUGUUUUUAUUAUUGGCCCCGUAUCUGCUAUGGCUCAAAACAAUGCAAACUGCGCCAACACCAGAACUGGAAGAAAUGGAUCUCCGUAUCAAAAUGAAAGCUCUUUCCAAGAUUGGUGAGGAAUAUGUGGCAGAAGAGAUAAAGAAGGCUUUGACUGGAAUAAAGAAAAUGAAAAAUAUAAUGGAAGAAAACGAAGAGAAACAUGAAAAUAUUUUGAAAUCUCUAAGGAAAACUACAGAAGAAAAAACGGAAGCCAUAAGGCUCUUCAUGGAAAUCAAUGAAAAGAUAAAUGAAGUAGAAAUACAAUGCAGGGAGCAGCUAACAGACAACAUGGAAGGAUGUAAAACCUGCCUACAGAGGUCCUGCAUUACUUUUUAUAUAUCCAACUGUUCCCAAGGGAUAACACUUUUACCUAUAAAGAUUUUCCAAGACAGAAAUGAAGAAGAAGCAAUCAUACUGGGAAGCUAUAAGUUAGAAGAAGAACACUUUCCACAGGCAGAGAACUCCUUUCAUCAGUUAUUGUCUGAUAUCAAAACUUUGUUCAAUCGGGGUCUUGUGUUCUUCAGAAAUAUCCAACAGGAACUGGACCAGUCAUUUCAGUCAACUUUCAUGUCUGGUGUAAAUCUAGCAGAUCCUGAUACUCAGACUGAUGUGCCCAACAAAAACUCUGUAAUUAUUAUUGAUUCUUUAAAACACUGGGAUUUAUCAAGUUGGAUCCAGUAUCUGUAUGAUUGUAGCAAGGCUAUUUUCCAAGGUAUUACUGAUGCCCUAUACAGUGUCUUCAAGCACCUUCAUCAAGACAACAAGCCGCUUGCAUUACCAAUGGAAGGGACUGUGAGCCAUUUUGAACACUCCUUGAAGCAGAAGCAAAUGGAAUGCAGAGAACUCCAGAACUCUUCAGGAUGUUUGCAGUAUCAAGGGAAAUGUCAGCUGUGCUAUGAGGCUUUUCUGAAAGACUGCCCUGAUGUGCUACAGCUUCAUGUGAAGUCUGAGGAAGUCUUUAAACUUGUGGGUAUAGCAGAACAGCAGUACCAAGAUCUCACCCACAUUAUUCAACAGCAUGCCGAAGACACCGCAACAUUAAUGAGCUUAAUGAAAGACAGGUUUGGAUGGGUAGUUGAGCACAAUAAUAUGCCGAUUGGAACAGAUACCAUCUUCAGUAUUGAGAAGGUGACUCUUGGUCCGAGCAAUAACGAUGGUACAGCAAAUGAAACCGUUGUAGAAGUGAGCAUCCUGAAGUCCCCAGCUUUAACAGUUAGAGUUCCUGCCAGUAUCGAUUUAGAAAACCCUAAAUCCGUACAGUAUAUAGCAGAGAUAGCAUUGCGGCAAUACAUAAACAAUGUGUGAAUGUAAAUAUCCUGCAAACAUGCAUUGCACCUGGGUUCCAUAAGGACACUGCAUUAGUACACCAACAAUAAACAGACAAGUGGGAACGCAUCUGUGAACAUCUUUACAUUUGCCCUCACUAUAUUUCAUUAUGCAGCAUUUAUACAUAUAAUAUAUAUGCAAAGCAAUGUGAUAACUUUAAAAUGAUAUAAAUGUGUUAUUUUUUUAAAUCUGAUCCAUGCACUUUUUCCACCAUAUUGUUUCUAA
This is a messenger RNA of Xenopus laevis (African clawed frog), 1695 nucleotides long. It is a transcript of the gene clul1.L, whose product is annotated as clusterin like 1 L homeolog. Lineage: Eukaryota; Metazoa; Chordata; Amphibia; Anura; Pipidae. The transcript is spliced from 8 exons. Bases 97 to 1449 code for a protein of 450 amino acids. The record is from RefSeq and is a predicted model, not a curated record.